Molecule: messenger RNA, 3788 nt
Organism: Elgaria multicarinata webbii
Lineage: Eukaryota; Metazoa; Chordata; Lepidosauria; Squamata; Anguidae
Gene: MEPCE
Product: methylphosphate capping enzyme
Biological process (GO): snRNA modification
Molecular function (GO): RNA methyltransferase activity; O-methyltransferase activity; snRNA binding
Source: RefSeq, a predicted model, not a curated record
CGGGAAAGCGGGAGGCGCGAAGCGUUCUUCCUUUGGUGGCGCUCUGGGCCGCGCAUGCGCUAGGAGCGAAGGAGGCGCGUCGGAACCGUGGUGGUGGCAUGGCUACGCGCCUGCGCGCCGGGACCUGACUCGAGCGAGGGAGGAGCACUGCGGCUGCGCGCGGGGAAGCGCCCGAGCCUGCGCACGAGCGGGGAGCCCAAAGGCGCACGCGCAGGAGGGGGGGAGGAGGAGCGAGCGCCUCGAGCGCAGCCUGAGGCGAGGGCAGUUCGGCGGCGGCGGCCCCGGAUCCCCCCUCCGGCCCCCGCGAGGCAUGAUCGAGAUGGCCACGGACAAGGAGACCUUCUUGGUGCCGGCGCCCCCGCCGCCCCUCAAGGCCCCGGCCAGGGCCGCGGCGGCGGCAGCAGCAGCAGGCGGCGGCGGCGGCGGCGCGGGGGACGUGCCCCUGGGGCAGCAGCUGCGUGCGGGCGCCGGCGGGGGCAGCGGAGGGGACGUGCCCCCGGCCCGCCAGCUGCUGCCCCGCGCCUUCCCGCCGGUGGGGCAGCGCCGAGGGGGCGGCGCGGGGGCCCUGCCCGAGGAGCAGGAGGAGGGGCAGGAGCAGGAGGGCCCCGGGGGGGCCCCGGCGGCGGCUGAGCUCCAGCGGCCCCGCAACGGCUUCCAGCCGCCCGCCCCGCCGCGCGCCCCCAGCGGGGGCAAGAGGCGCAACAGCUGCAACGUGGGGGGCUUCAAGCACCCGGCCUUCAAGCGCCGCCGCCGGAUCAACUCCGAGUGCGACCCGGUCCUGCCCUCCGAGUUCCUGCUGGGCGGCAACAUCUUCGACCCCCUCAACCUCAACAGCCUCAUGGAUGACGAAGUCAACCAGGCCCUCAACGCCGAGACCCCCAAGUCGUCCCCGCUGCCCGCCAAGGGCCGCGACCCGGUGGAGAUCCUCAUCCCCAAGGACAUCACCGACCCCUUGAGCCUCAACAACGCCCAGGAGGACCCGCCGGUGCUGGCCUCCCCCAUCAAAACCGGGCGCAAGCGCCACCGCCACCGAGGGGCGCAGCGCGGGGUGGGCGCCGUGGAGGGGGGUGGCGGCAGCGGCGGCAAGCCCGCCACGGCCUCCUCCUCCUCCUCCUCCUCUUCGUCGUGCAAGUCGUGCCAGAAGACCUGCAACGGGGCCGCCCCGCAGCCCUACGAACUCAACACGGCCAUCAACUGCAGGGACGAGGUGGUGUCCCCUCUGCUGCCCGCAGGCGGGGACGCGCAGCAGAGCCAGCAGCAGGCCUCCAGGUGCAUCACGCCCACCGGCCCUCCAGCAAGCUUCUCCGCCAGUCGCCACCACCACCACCACCGUAAGAGGCGCAGGACUUGUAGCAAAUCGGAAGGGGCCAGGCACCCGGGGGGCGCUGGGCCCAACGCACAGGCGGGCAGGAGCAGCCCAGACAGGGGGCGCAGCGUGCCGCGGUGCCGCCACCCCCCGGCGGCGUCCACGCAACCGCAGCCUCAGCGGCAGGCCCAGCGCAAGUUCCAGUACGGCAACUACUGCAAAUACUACGGCUACCGCAACCCCAACUGCGAGGACUCACGGCUGCGGGUGAUGAAGCCGGAGUGGUUCCAGGGCAAGGAGGUGCUGGACGUGGGCUGCAACGUGGGGCACCUCACCUUGAGCGUAGCCAGGAAGUGGCACCCCACCAGAAUGGUGGGAGUGGACAUUGACGGGUCCCUCAUCCACUCGGCUCGCCAGAACAUCCGCCACUACCUUUCCCAGGAGAUUCAGGAGCAGCCGCCGGACGGCCACGGGGACGGCGAGGGGGCCAGGCGUGCCAAGAAGACUUUUCCCGCCUCUCUCAUGGCCAGCCGGGGGCCGAUCGCCGCCCCGAGGGUGCCCCAGGAAGGGGUCGAUGCCACGGUCUUCCCCAACAAUGUCAUCUUUGUCAAGGGCAACUAUGUGCUGGAACGCGAUGAGCUGCUGGAAGCUCAGAAGCCGGAGUACGACGUCAUCCUCUGCCUCAGCCUCACCAAGUGGGUGCACCUCAACUGGGGCGACGAAGGGCUGAAACGACUCUUCAAGCGCUUCUUCCGCCACCUGCGGCCCGGCGGCAUCCUGGUCCUCGAGCCCCAGGCCUGGUCCUCCUACAAAAAGAGGAAGAACCUGACGGAGACGAUAUGCAGACAUUACCACCAGAUCAAGCUGAAACCCGACCAGUUCCCCUCUUACCUGACUUCAUCUGAAGUUGGCUUCUCCAGCUACGAACUGGUGGCCAUGCCGAGGAACACAUCAAAAGGCUUCCAGCGCCCCAUCUAUCUCUUCCACAAGGCCCAGCGCCCUGGAGCACACUGAGGAACUCUGCCCUGGCUCAUGCGCCAGUGGUCCCAGGCUGCCCCCCACCUCUCCUUCCUUGAUCUGCCAUGGCCGCUUGCUGGGGAGGUGGACUGGCGCGCCCUCCCACCUAGGAACGCGGGGCGCUUUGAGAGGGCGAGCGGAGCCUUCUCGCCCAGGUGGGACAGAGCAAGCUGGGGCUGUUCCCCUGGCCCUGCCUCGAGUACCUUGGAUUAUCCUCGGACGGCGGCGAAGAGCAGCACACCUGGGGAUCGCUCGGAGCCGAGCCUGAGCUACUGCUGGCGGGGUGGCGGGCGAGCCGUGCCCUCCCGGGUGAGGCAGUGCCCCGGAGGUGGGGUGCACGUCCUUCUUUGUCUGAAGGCGGCUCUCCCCCCACCCCUUUCCUUCUGAAUUCUCGGCGGAUACGAAGCAACCCCCAAUCCCAAGCGCUUUGCGCUCUCUGCCUCAAGCGGAGGGGAAAGAGAAGAUCACAACCUGCUUCCGCCAGACCCACGUCAGGGAGGCUGGGAAGGGAUCUGUAACACAGGGCGUCUCGCCCAGCAGGCCAAGACCACGGGCCGACCUCUUUCCUGGCAGACGCGCCCUCCUUGCCAUAGCUGGUACUGCUGCUUCCUUCCGCCUCCCUGUUCCUGUGAAAAAGGGGCAGGGCGCUUUUACCUGCAAACAGGUCAACCCUUGGUCCUCUGGGUUCUCCUCUCUACUGCCUGAAAUGUCGGCUUGGGGCAAGUGGGUUGCAUGUGCAGAUCUAGUUGAGGGGCUGUCAGCUUAAGGCAUUCUGCCUGUUGGGGGGAGGAGGGAAAACUGGGCCAGGCGGCAGCCUGCUCUCAGGACGGCCUGCCUGGGCCCUCCUUUCAUUGUCUGGGUCUCACAUUCGCCCUGGCUCAGCAGAGGAGCCGGCCCGGACAGCAGCCUGUUGGUUUGACUGUACAGGUGUUUGCUCCUGUUCUAGAGACACCCCCCCCCCCCCUUUCUGCCACCUGAACUGCAUAACCAUCUCUUCUUGGAGGAGGAUGUGCCUGUGUGGAACCGGGGCUAGCAGAAACACAGCCUAGCUGGGGACCGUUUCUUCUGACCCAGAACACAAGCAAACGUUGUUUUGGGGGGGGGGGGGGGCCUGAGCUCUGCAUCCUUUGUGAUGGCUGGAGGAGGAGAGGCUGCACCGGGCUCUAGUCCCAACUUCACAUUACCUGCUAGUCUUUGAGGGGUUUGUCUGAUCCACCCGAGGAAAGGGGCAAGUCAAGCUCCCUAACACACACACACACACACACAAAUUCCACUACUUUCUGGUUAUGAUGCCAGGGAUAAGGAAGCCUCUCUUCUGAGCUGUUUGCCUCUUAGAGGGCUCAAAGGAGGACACCUGUCCUGCCCACCUCCGUAGUAGCCAGGGGAUCCUGUUCGAGCUGCAGUUUUAUCUUUAAAAAAAAAAGUUGAUUCUCUCUAUAAAUAAAAGCCUACAGAUUAUUACCAA